This is a messenger RNA of Cordyceps militaris CM01, 5448 nucleotides long. RefSeq lists its product as uncharacterized. The record is from RefSeq and is a predicted model, not a curated record. The transcript is spliced from 5 exons. Lineage: Eukaryota; Fungi; Ascomycota; Sordariomycetes; Hypocreales; Cordycipitaceae. The coding region runs from base 1 to 5448 and encodes 1815 amino acids.
AUGUACGCUCAAGACCAGAUUGACAAGCAAGAGGAAGAAGAGACUCCCCCCGACUUAGGCACAAUACAGCCAUCCCCAACAAGACCCGAGCCGCAUCGAGGAGGAGAACAAACACAGCAGGAAAGGCAGGAAGCAGGAGGACAAGCAACACAGACCCAAGUCGUUAGCUUGUCCGGAGAGCAAACACAGCGAAGCCAGGAGAGGCAGGAAGCAAGAGAGCAAGAGGAGGGAAGCCAAGCACACGCAUUCAGCCUGCCAGGCACCUUCCCAACACAGACCCAAACCCCUCCCCAUUCAACCCCAGCGCCAGCCUCUUUCCCAAAUUUCAUCGCGGUCUGCGGUCUCGUCAACAAAUCAUGUCGAGGUGUCCAUUCCCCAUGGAAAAUCUGGCAGAGUUCAUUCUUACGACAUCGAUACUCUUUUGCAGAGACUUGUGGACAACGGCAGUCUUCAGAGCAAGCUAGUUGUCUGCCACCUGCACGCGCUUACAUCGCACUGUCUGCCAGACGAGCUCACGGGAAGAACGGGGACGGAGCAGGCACUGACGAUCCUGCGUUCUGCUUCCCUGAGGUCUUUCGAGUAUCUCAGAGAAGCAGAUGUUAUGAAACUCAAAGCCAUUGCGAAGCUGACCCCAGGAAGGCAAUUCUACCCGAAAAAUUUGCAAGCUAUGGAGACGAUAACCGCCAUGCAAUCCGGGCGGCGACUUUCCAAGUGUAUGGAUUUGGAGCCGAAAACCACUUGGUUGACUAUGACACCAUUUACCAGAGCCGGGACACCAGAAAAUCUCCAAAAUUGUCCACUAAAGCCUUUCAAGUUGCGGCCAUGCUAACACGAGAGCCCAAGGGCCUGGCUGAACAGGUCAGUCCCAGUCUAGUGGCCGACAUGUGGAAAUCUUUCAGCUGCGGUACUACCAUGGGACCUACUGGAGAGGUGUCGGCGAGAGGCAUAUGUUAUGGCUCGCAGUGGAUGGGAGAGCAGGAUGAGAUCCUGCAAAAGUUUUGGUUACAGUUGCAUCGCUUGCUCGUCUCGCAAUCAUCGCAGUUGAACCGGUUCCAGGUGAUGCUGUGCCUCUGUACAAUGGUGUACUCGGCGUCUGCAAGUCUACAGCCGGUGCAGUGCCUUGCUGCUUUUUUCGCCAUGCCGGAUACGUUCCAAGUUGCUUUACCAAGCGCAGCUACAUACAGUAUUACUCUCGGAUAUGCUCCCACUCGCGCGAUGAUUCAGUCAGUAGCCGAGGCUUAUCUUGUCGAUUUUUUUAACAGUCCGGAGUACAACCUUCCUCAAUUCGAAGACGAAACCGAUGAAGACUAUCUCGAGCGACGCAGAGAUCAAUUUGAAGACGAACAGAGUAGGGCGUUCGAAAGUUUCGUCACGGGGUUGCAUGUCCAGUGGAUUCGCAAGGCACCAGUCCUAGAAACUGCCGGACGUAUGUACCUAGAAUGCAGCGCCGCGUUUAAUACCCUUCGAACAUCAUGGGGGCACUGGCACAACAAUCAUUGUCUUCGUGAAUAUCUCACGGAUAUUGCAACAACGUUAAGAUCAUGUUCGGUUAUGCCGGCUCGCUCGCUUCCCGAACAAGCAGUCCGCGCCUCGCCGGCGAACGCGCAGCAGAGAGCAGUCAUCAAUAACCGAGCAAUGUUUGCUCUUUCAAGCCCAUCAAUGCCGUCAUUAUCAAGGAACGAACUCGAUUUGUGCCAAUCAAGUAGCGCACCAGUGUCGAUGACCAACAGAUUGGCGGGCCUGCUAGAGAGAGUGAGAAACUCGGCAUCAUCAGAGCACUCCUGCCAAACACAAUACGUGGACGAAUUGCAAAAAAGUCUCGAGGCAUUGAAACAGGUAGAGCCUUUAAAAAAAUUGAGGCUGCAAGGAACAGAGCUCGGAGAUGUUCUCAGCGAUCAUCUUCGCAAUUGCCAAGAAAACGUUAAUAACAUCUACACGGCGCUGCAUGCUUCCAUCACUGAGGGUCUGCAAAGAGGUCUCUACGGGAAACCUUCUGACGCGGCUACGGAUGGAUGGAAAGUUGCAGCCGCUUUUAUGGCGCCUCGCACAUCGUCCUCGAUCCUUGUUGGUCACUUUGUUUCCCGUCACUGGGGCUCGCUGUCCCAGGAGUGGCAGGACGCUCUUCUGAUGUUUGGUAUUGCUUUGACCAAACUUCAACAGGCCGAGAGGCUUCUUCAAGCGAAAACAACAUCCGAUCUCUUGAAAGAAUUAUCAAAUUCAGGUUACUCUAAUUCGGGGGCCAUAAUGCAUCCGCAAAAUCUUCUACUGGAAAUCGAAAGCAGCAUCUUGAUCCGCAGGCUAAAUAUGGGCGAGGGAAAGUCCUCAGUCAUUGUCCCUAUUGUCGCUGCACACCUGGCAGAUGGUACUCGGUUGGUGCGCGUUGUGGUUGGAAAGCCACAGGCCAAAGAGCUUCUGAGGACCCUCGUCGCCAAAUUGGGCGGCCUUCUCAACCGUCGGAUCUUUUACAUGCCAUUCAACCGAUCCCUACGACUCAAGGAAUACCAGGUGAAGAGUCUUCACCAGUUGUACAGAGAUUGUAUGGAGCAGGGCGGUGUGUUGCUCCUGCAGCCGGAGCACAUACUCUCGUUCAAACUGAUGGCCAUCGAGUACCAGUCCUUGGCAGACCAAAAUCAAGCAGCAGAAGCUCUCGUCGAUUUAUAUCACUUUCUUGAUUCAAACUCGCGUGACAUUGUGGAUGAGAGUGACGAGAACUUUAGCCCCAAAUUCGAACUUAUCUAUACCAUGGGAGAGCAGCGCCCCAUCGAGCUGAGCCCCGAGCGCUGGACCGUCUUGCAGCGUCUUCUAGAUAUCGUCGUUUCGGUCGCGCCGUCGGUGCAGCAAGAUAUGCCUGAGGGGAUUGAAAUUACGCACCGCAGCCGUGGACGCUUUCCAAGAACACGCAUUCUCCGGACUGAGGCUGGCGCGCUGCUACUCCGCAGAGUGACGGAGCAAAUUUGUGCCACCGGCUUCCCUGGCCUGCCCAUUGGGCGACAAAGUCAGAAAGUGAGGGCGGCAAUAUUUGAGUACCUUUUGGAGUACGACGUGUCUGCAGAGAGCAUUGCGCUCGUGGAAUUCCAAACAGGCUUCUUCACAGACACCACUAAGGGACCUCUACUCUUACUGCGAGGACUCAUUGCGGGCAGAGUUUUACUCUUCGCGCUUCGCCAAAAGCGAUGGAGAGUAAACUACGGCUUGGAUCCCAAUCGAACCCCGAGCACGAAGCUCGCUGUGCCAUAUAGAGCAAAGGACUGUCCCUCCACUCGAGCGGAGUUUAGCCACCCCGAUGUGGUGAUUCUUCUAACUUGUCUUAGUUACUAUUAUGAAGGGCUGACGAAUCAUGAUCUCUGCGUCACCUUCACCCAUUUGAUGAAAUCUGACCAAGCGGAAAUAGAAUAUGACGACUGGGUCAAGGGCGCGCCUAAUCUACCGACCUCGUUUCACCGUCUCGCUGGUGUCAACAUCAAGGACUUGAAACAAAUUACCGAAAAUGCGUUUCCACAUCUUCGUCACUCCAAGAACGUGAUUGACUAUUUCCUGUCGCAUCUUGUAUUCUCAAAGGAGCUCAAGGAGUUUUCGCACAAACUUUCCGCGUCUGGUUGGGACCUAGGUGCCCAGAAGAACCAUGCCACAACCGGGUUCAGUGGAACAAACGACUCCCGCCAUGUCUUGCCCCUCGAUGUCAGACAACUCGACAUACAAGAGCAACUGCACACAAACGCGCUCGUGCUCGAGAACCUGCUGCGACCAGAAAACAAGGUGCAGCUGCUGCAUUCUUCUGACGAAAAGAAUCACUCUAGCACGAAGCAGCUACUUGAAUUCGUGGCAGCCACGGAAAACCAAGUUCAUGUUAUCUUGGAUGUUGGUGCGCAAGUGCUGGAACUCACGAACAUACAAGUGGCAAAACGGUGGCUAGAGUUAGUUCCUCCAGAUCAAAAGCAAGAGGCUGUCGUGUUUUUCGACGAUGACGACGAAAUUUGUGUCAUUGAUCGCAAGGGCGCUGUGGAAAGACUGCAGACUUCGCCGUAUUGCGAGCAGCUGGAUCGCUGCCUGGUGUUCCUAGACCAGGCCCAUACGCGAGGAACAGAUUUGAGACUUCCAGAGGACUAUCGAGCGGCUGUCACACUUGGCCCCGACCUUACCAAAGACCGACUCGCGCAGGCCUGUAUGCGCAUGCGCAAACUUGGCCAUGGGCAGUCGGUCAUCUUUUGUGUUUCUAAGGAAAUGCAGUCCCGCAUCUGCAUGACGACAGGUAAAGCGCAAGAUAGCAAUAUUGAAGUAGACGACGUCUUGAUGUGGGCCAUUUCGGAGACGCACACUGACCUACGUCGGCUCAUGCCUCUAUGGGCCAUUCAAGGAUCGCGCUUCGAGAAGCAACAGGCCAUUUGGGACAGUGCGCGUACGGAAAAUGGGCUGCAGCUGACGAGCACGCAUACCGAGUCCUUUCUCGAGGAGGAGGCCCAGACGAUUGCGUAUCGCUACCGACCCACGACUACGACGACAGAUACCGAGGAGCUCUUUUCCUCCUUUGCGCACCUAACACUAGCUGAAGGAGAGAGCUCUCCACUACACUCUAUCCAGAAGCGAUGCGAGGAGUUCGGCGUCUCCCAAUUCCGAUCGGCGGCGCUGCAGGAGGAGCAGGAGAAGGAGUUGGCGCCUGAAAUUGAGCAGGAGCGUCAAAUCGAGAGACCGCACGCCGCGACACCCGCAGCGCACGCACUGCACCCGGACUUGGUAAGCUUCAUCACGACAGGCAGCAUGCCGUCCAACUCGAUCACGGUGAAGCCCGCCUUUCUCUCUUUGAGUAACACUAUAAUGGCCGACUGCAUCGAUCUGAGCCAGUUCCCCAGCGACCUGCUGGUGUCAAAUGACUAUGCGGUCACCGUCACGGCCGCGCGGCGCGACUCGUACCAGCGGCCCGUGCAAUGGAUCCUAACCGGCCGCGGGCUGUUUGGUGGCACUAAGGCUGUCAUCAUCAGCCCUUUCGAGGCGCAGGAGCUCAUGCCGCGGCUCGCCAAGUCGACACGCGCGCAUCUACACAUCUACGCACCGCGGAUGAGCCUCGCCGCGCAGCCGCUCGACCAGCUGCGGCUGUACAGCAUCCCGGCCAUCACGGAGCCCGACUGGGCACUGCCGCGCAACCUGCGGCUGCAGCUGAACCUGUUUGCCGGCCAGCUGUACUUUGGCUCCUACCAGGACUACGCCGACACGUGCGACAUGCUGAGUCUCGCGUGGCGGCCCUCGUCGGCGGCCGACGGGGACGAGACAUCAAGUGCGGUUGCGUCGGACGGGUUUGUCGCCAGCGGCAAAACCAAGUUUACCAAGAGCCCUGUGCAGAGCAUCAAGAUGCUCUUGACCACGCUACGGCGCGACUGCCAGGAGAUUGACAAGACGCACUGGGGCCGCAUUCUAGCGGGCGAGUUCUUGACUGAAGUUGAUUUUGAGAGUUGA